This is a messenger RNA of Helianthus annuus (common sunflower), 645 nucleotides long. RefSeq lists its product as uncharacterized. Lineage: Eukaryota; Viridiplantae; Streptophyta; Magnoliopsida; Asterales; Asteraceae. The coding region runs from base 1 to 645 and encodes 214 amino acids. The transcript is spliced from 2 exons. The record is from RefSeq and is a predicted model, not a curated record.
AUGGAGCAAUCUAAAAAUCUGCACAAUUUCACUUUCCCUUCAGGGUUGAGGUGGGGGAAACAACAUCUAUUGAGAUGCAUUGAUCCAGUUCCUGCAAUGUAUGUGGUUAAAGAUAACGAAUCUUCAGAUUUAGGCGAGGCUAACCAGAAACCUUCUGCGGGACAACCUAUUUCCACCGAUGAUCGGCAAAAGAAGUUGGAUUUUGGGCAGAAUUCAUCAUCUUCUUUGAUCAAGGCGUCUUCACCCCCAAAUGAAGGUGAAGAGAACUCACCGCCUUCAAAAUACAAAUGUUUGAAAAAUUUGACAUCCAAAGCCUCAUCGCCAUCGCCUUCGCCUGCGAUUCACUCAAAAGAUGGGGCUGACGGAGGAAAUAUUGCCGAGGCUGAUGGUCGGAGAUCGAUGAAAACGAGGCCUAGAAGGAACCUUGAAAAAAAGGAAGAAAGACCGAAAUUUUCAAUCCAGCUCUCACGUAAGGAAAUUGAAGAAGAUUUCAUUGCUAUGACAGGGAAGAAACCACCAAGAAAACCUAAUAAGCGACCUAGAAGUCUUCAGGUUAAACUAGAUGCUCUAUCUCCUGGUUUACACCUGUCUAAAGUUCAUAAGGAUAGAUACAAAGUGAACGAAAAUGGAAAGAUGCGAAGCUAG